GCAUCGAUCGAUCGUGUCAUUUAUUCGGUUUCGUCGCCGCCGAAGUCUGUCCGCAGACUUAUGCGACGGAGCCUUCCUUUUAGUAGGUAAAUUUAUUAGUUGAUAUUUACUGUGUGUGUGUCAGUGAAAAGCGGGCAAAAUGGGAUCGUUAUUCCGGAGUGAGGAGAUGACAUUAUGUCAGCUUUUCCUGCAAAGUGAAGCUGCGUAUGCCUGCGUGUCUGAACUCGGAGAGCUGGGUCUCGUCCAGUUCCGUGACUUAAAUCCCGAUGUGAAUGCGUUCCAACGCAAGUUCGUCAAUGAAGUCCGCCGUUGCGAUGAAAUGGAGCGCAAGCUUCGUUAUCUCGAGAAGGAAAUUCGCAAGGACUCCAUCCCCAUGUUGGAAAUCCCUGGCGAGUGUCCUGAAGCGCCGCAGCCGAGAGAGAUGAUCGAUCUUGAGGCCACCUUUGAAAAGCUCGAAAACGAGUGCCGUGAAGUGAAUCAAAACGCUGAAGCCCUGAAGAGAAACUAUCUAGAGCUGACUGAGCUCAAGCACAUCCUUAGAAAAACCCAAGUCUUCUUUGACGAGCACGAGGGUGGUGCCAAUACCACUGAAUCGAUGACGCGAGCCCUGAUAUCCGACGACCCGAACAGACAUAUGGGACACGUCCAGCUAGGUUUACGGGAUAAACAAGAAUCCCUGGAAUUCCUGCCUUGUUUUGUGGCGGGCGUGAUCCUGCGCGAGCGGCUGCCUGCCUUCGAACGCAUGCUGUGGCGAGCGUGUCGUGGCAAUGUCUUCCUGCGACAGGCGCCUAUUGACACAGCCCUCGAAGAUCCAUCCUCAUCGGACGAAGUGUACAAGUCGGUGUUCAUCAUUUUCUUCCAAGGAGAUCAGCUGAAGACCCGCGUCAAGAAGAUCUGCGAGGGCUUUCGCGCUACUCUUUACCCAUGCCCGGAAUCGCCGGCCGACAGGCGCGAGAUGGCCAUGGGGGUUAUGACCAGAAUUGAGGAUUUGCAUACCGUAUUGCAACAAACCAAUGACCAUCGACACCGCGUCCUAGUCGCGGCAGCUAAAAACAUCAAGAACUGGUUCGUCAAAGUGCGCAAGAUCAAAGCCAUUUAUCAUACACUCAACUUGUUUAACUUAGAUGUUACGCAAAAGUGUCUUAUCGCUGAGUGCUGGGUGCCUGCUCUUGAUCUUGAGACUAUUCAGCUGGCAUUGAGGAGGGGAACGGAACGCAGCGGCAGCUCAGUACCACCGAUCCUGAAUCGAAUGGAGACGUUAGAAGACCCCCCGACAUACAACCGCACCAACAAGUUCACUAACGCCUUCCAAAACUUGAUUUACGCGUACGGUGUUGCUACUUAUCGGGAAGUCAAUCCAGCUCCAUAUACAAUAAUCACAUUCCCGUUUCUAUUCGCGGUGAUGUUCGGUGAUUUGGGCCACGGCGCCAUCAUGGCCGCGUUCGGAUUCUGGAUGUGCUACAAGGAGAAGCCGUUGCAGGCAAAGAAGAUUGACAGCGAGAUCUGGAAUAUAUUCUUCGGCGGGCGCUACAUCAUCCUCCUAAUGGGUCUGUUUUCAAUGUACACCGGUCUAAUGUACAAUGACAUAUUCUCAAAGAGCUUGAACAUCUUCGGAUCAUCCUGGCGUCAGAACUAUAACCAGUCAACGCUUGAAACGAACCGAUUGUUGCAAUUGAAUCCUGAUUCCUAUGAUUACAUACAGAAACCUUAUCCGUUUGGUAUCGACCCUGUCUGGCAGCUGGCAGAAGCGAACAAGAUUAUCUUCAUGAAUGCGUACAAGAUGAAAAUAUCCAUCAUUAUCGGCGUGUUCCACAUGUUGUUCGGUGUUUCGCUUUCGCUUUGGAACUACAUGUACUUCAAGAAGCGCAUCAGCAUCUACGUUGAGUUCAUUCCUCAAAUCUUGUUCCUGGUUCUUCUCUUCUUCUACAUGGUGUUGCUUAUGUUCAUCAAGUGGACCACGUACGGAUCCAGCGGACCUGAUCAUUUCGGCAGUCAGGAACCCGAAAUUGUAAAAACGAGCGGGUAUUGCGCACCAUCGAUUCUGAUCACGUUCAUCAACAUGAUGCUGUUCAAAACGGACCCGAACACGCGACCUCAGUGCGACGUCGCCAUGUUCGGCGGGCAGAUGGUUAUACAGAAGAUUUUCGUAAUUUUGGCUCUUUGCUGCGUGCCGGUGAUGCUGUUCAUGAAGCCGUACUAUAUCAUGAAGGAGCAGAAGAAACGCGCUUUGGAGACACAAGGGCACCAGACGAUUGAGGGCGCGGCGGAGAACGGCGCGGCGGGCGGCGCGGUCGUGCCGGCGCAGGCGCCCCACGACGAGGACAUCACCGAGGUCUUCAUCCACCAGGCAAUCCACACGAUCGAGUACGUGUUGGGUAGCAUUUCCCACACAGCGUCGUAUCUGCGCCUUUGGGCGUUGUCGCUGGCGCAUGCGCAGCUCGCUGAAGUCGCGUGGAACAUGCUGCUCAGGAAAGGUUUGAAGUCAAUGGGCUACGAGGGCGGCAUCAUCUUAUACGUAGUGUUUGCGGGGUGGGCCGCCAUCUCCGUCGCCAUCCUAGUGUUGAUGGAGGGUCUCUCCGCCUUCCUUCACACUCUUCGUUUGCACUGGGUGGAGUUCCAGAGCAAAUUCUACCAAGGUGAGGGCUACCUCUUCCAACCUUUCUCGUUCGAAGUGAUCCUUGACUCCGCGGGCACCGGAGAAGAGUAAUUUCUACAAUGAACUUCCACAAUGUCAUCAUUCGUUAUACUGCAAUAUGGGCGCCAAAUUUGUAAAAGUGGCGCCCAACCCGGGACUUGUAUAAAUUUCAUUCAAAAAUAUAUUAACCCCAGAAAAUCGACUCGUUUAUUAAUACAUACUUCUAAUUUUUGUCCUAUUUAUGACAUUUUGAUGACGUAGUGUGGGAGCGAGAUGUAACAAAUAUUGUAGUACCAUAGAAGGUUUAAUAAUCGCAAAAAGUAACAACCUUAAUUAGUAAGUGUAUGCAAGCUGUAUUCGUUAUAAUAAUAAGAAUUACUAUUUAUGAAUUUUCAAUGUGUCUCGAAGUGGCAGCUUUGCAAUGGGCCUUUCACGAAGUUUAAAAGUAUAGGUAGAAUGUUCUUUAAGAAUUCCAACUUUAUCUUGUAGUAAGUCUUAUCUCGAUUUUAUAGCUUAAACGUUUGUUGUAAAUUUCCUUUCUUUCAAGGGUACGCGGGCGAAAUUUUAUAUUUUGUUAGAAGAAACCUUUUUUUUAUUUAAUCAGUUUUUUGUAAGAGGUAAUAAAUGUGUGAAUUAUAAUUUGUUUUGUAUUCUUACUGAACCCGAUGUACUUAAAUUAUUUUUAUAAAUCGCAUUGUAUGUCCCAGGCUCUCUCUAAUUGUUAUUAACAGUAAACGAGUACGUGUUAGAAGUGAAUACAUAAUAUAAUUAUCAUUCCAGUAGAUGUUGAAGAAAUAAUCAAUGCGCUUAAAAGUAGUAUGCAUGUAGUAUUCCUAUGUGGUUAUGAAUAAAUAAACGU
Hyposmocoma kahamanoa is the source of this 3494-nucleotide messenger RNA. It is a transcript of the gene Vha100-1, whose product is annotated as V-type proton ATPase 116 kDa subunit a. Gene Ontology annotation, molecular function: ATPase binding; proton-transporting ATPase activity, rotational mechanism. Bases 140 to 2707 code for a protein of 855 amino acids. NCBI's taxonomy places the organism in Eukaryota, Metazoa, Arthropoda, Insecta, Lepidoptera, Cosmopterigidae. Gene Ontology annotation, cellular component: vacuolar proton-transporting V-type ATPase complex; plasma membrane; vacuolar proton-transporting V-type ATPase, V0 domain. Gene Ontology annotation, biological process: vacuolar acidification; proton transmembrane transport. The record is from RefSeq and is a predicted model, not a curated record. The transcript is spliced from 20 exons.